GUAUUAUUAGCUGUCGUGUGCAUUCAAUCUCAGCGCUGUCGUCCUCCAGCAACAAUGCGUUGGCCAUCGCAGCUCUCACUUCUAAUUCCUCAGUUGUCGAUGAGCAGUUUCGCACCUCCCAAGGUGUACACGCCCUCUACAAAGUCGUUCGCGCUGAAGGAGGGGAAUGAUAUCCUCACUCCGAAGGACAUGCUCGAGCUCCCGAGGCCCGGCAGCGCGGUCGCCAACCCAGCAGGAGAUCUGGCAUUCAUCUCAGUCUCGGAAUAUUCUUUUGAAAUCAAAAAAAUGAAUUCGACCAUCUAUAUCGCCUCUCUCGAUGACACGGACAUGCCUGCCACCUUCCCUGUCCUGAACGGUGGUGACGCUUUCUGGCUCACCGACCGCACUCUUGCCCACGUCAUCUCCGAGUCCGGUGGUCAGGCCAUCUAUGCUAUCUCUUUCAACUACAGCACCGAGCCAAAGUCUCUCACCCCAGACUCGCCCGUGUUCAUCGGUCACCUCCCUCCCAGCCCCGCUUCCAACUUCAAAUACAAGUCAGGCAUCCUUGCCUUUUCUGCAAACGUAUGGGAGGAUGGUGAUCUGUUCACCACCCCCGAACUAGACAAGCAGCGCUCAAAGGAAGGGACCGGAACGAGCGCAAGGGUGUAUGAGGGCGGAUAUCCAAGGCACUGGGAUACGUGGACGACUCCCGGGAAAGAGAGCCAGCUGUUUACUGUCAGCUUGACUAGCUCUGGGGAGAUAGGGGAGGAGAAAUGGUCGUUGGGAGACGCAUAUGUUGCACCCUUGAAGGGUACGAAGCAUUACACGCCAGUCGAGCCAUUUGGCGGCAGUGAUGACUUUGAUCUCUCCUCAACUCAUCUCGUUUACACGGCAAAGGAUCCAGAACUACCAUAUCCCAUCCAUACUCGCCAGAAUGUUUACAUCGUCCCCGUCACUGGUGGGGAACCUCCUCGCCAGCUUACGGCUGGAAAACAAGGAGCGACGCAUACGCCCGUCUUCAGCAACGAUGGUACGAAAGUGGCGUGGACAGAGUUGAGGAAGGACGGUUAUGAAUCCGACCGUGCCCGUGUGAUGGUGUAUGACCUGGAGAAGGAUGUUCGUUUCGGUAUUACCGAGAAGUGGGAUACAUCGCCUUCCGCUCUCAUCUUCUCCCCGAACGAUGCCUCCAUUUAUGCCCUCUCAGGCGAUCAAGCUCGUGGAAAGCUCUAUGUCAUCCCUUUGCCAGUCACCCCUUCUUCGACCGGGUCCAUCGAUGCGUAUCCAGUACCCUUGGUGGAAGAGCACACUGUCAGUAGUGUUCAGCCGCUACUUGAUGGUCGCGUGCUCUUCUCCCAGAACAGUCUCACGCAUCCUUCGGAGGUGUUCCUGCGCGAGAAGAAUGGCAAGAUCUCCCAGAUCACUCAGUUGACUGCAAAGAAGCUCGCAGGUAAAUCACUCAGCCCUGGGCAUGAGUUUUGGUUCAAAGGCGCAGAGGGCGUGAACAUCCAAGGAUGGGUUAAUCUACCGCCUGGAUUCCGGAAGGGUGACAAGGCUAAGUGGCCCAUGGCAUUCCUCAUUCAUGGUGGUCCGCAGGGUGCCUGGGAGGAUUCCUGGUCUACUCGUUGGAAUCCCAACGUCUUCGCGCAGCAGGGAUACGUUACGGUCACCGUAAAUCCCACAGGGUCAACAACAUUCGGUCAAGCUCUGACCGAUGCGAUCGCAAAAGACUGGGGCGGAAAGCCGUUCGUUGAUCUGCAGGCUGGAUACAAGGAAGUGCUCCGUCUGUAUCCUGAGAUCCACCCUGAGAAAACGGUCGCCGCUGGCGCGUCAUGGGGUGGAUAUGCUAUCAAUUGGAUCGCGGGGCAUCCAGAGUUCGAUUUCAACUUCAAGGCCCUGGUUUGCCAUGAUGGUGUCUUCGAUACUCGGGCAAACGGUUUCGUAACGGAUGAGCUGUUCUUUUUCGAUCAAGAAUUUGGCGGCCCUCCUUGGAAGAGCGCGGAGACCGUUGAGAAAUUCAACCCUGCCAACUUUGUUGAGAAAUGGUCAAUACCUAUGCUGAUUUUCCAUGGUGAAAGGGAUUAUCGCCUGCCGGUCACCGAAGGUAUCGGCGCAUUCCAUUCCAACAAGCGCAUGGGAGUUCCAACCCGUCUCGUUGUCUUCCCCGAGGAGAACCAUUGGGUGCUGGACCCAGGCAACAGUCUUAAGUGGCACACUGAGAUCUUUGAAUGGUUCGCCAAAUGGCUAGACUGAACGAGCAAAGUUCGGAGCACAUUGUCCAAUGCGCGUCAGCGGUUGAGUGUUACCGCCACGAUGUAACAUUUACGCCAAAAUCAAUUGAUCAAUUACAAUCUAUAGACCCAUACUCCGUCAAUUGACGUUAUGGGCGCUGACAUGAACAGCCUCCCCAUUAGUGCGAACAGAUCGUCUUGCCACGUCUCUACUGAGUGGUUUUCGCAUAUCAAAGGCGUCUUCAUCAUCCUUCCCUCCUCCCAUUCCAGUCCCAUAAUACCCUAUUAUUCGUCUCCAUACACUGUAUCCCAUGCCCUCGUACAUGUCCUUGGCGAUCUUGUUCUUACACCGAACGAACAAGUCAACGAAGAACGCGCGGUAGACCUCGUCCGAGAUCUGCUCGAUGAGGCGCAUCAUGCCACGGGCCAAGCCUAGCCGUCGAUACUGUGGUGACACGGUUAUGGCAGUAACAUGUCCGUGGAAGUCUGGUCCGGUGCCUUCCGCUUUACCGAGCACGUAACCCAUCAGCCGACCAUUCGGCGCCUCUUGCACGUAGCACAUGUCCGGCCAUCUCGACAAAUAGGAGAGGUAGAAGGAGAUACUGUACGUCUCUGUCCAUGGAUCGAGAUUGAUGUUGUUGAAUCUGAAUAGAUCUGUGGCUCGGAAUGGUCGCAAGAUAGACAUUGUACGAUGGACAGAUACAAGGCGGCUUUCGGGCACUUGAGGAGAGGGACGUG
Dacryopinax primogenitus is the source of this 2945-nucleotide messenger RNA. RefSeq names its product alpha/beta-hydrolase. Gene Ontology annotation, biological process: proteolysis. The transcript is spliced from 22 exons. Bases 55 to 2229 code for a protein of 724 amino acids. Lineage: Eukaryota; Fungi; Basidiomycota; Dacrymycetes; Dacrymycetales; Dacrymycetaceae. Gene Ontology annotation, molecular function: serine-type endopeptidase activity. The record is from RefSeq and is a predicted model, not a curated record.